Molecule: messenger RNA, 2685 nt
Organism: Hyalella azteca
Lineage: Eukaryota; Metazoa; Arthropoda; Malacostraca; Amphipoda; Hyalellidae
Exons: 8
Coding region: 500-2086 (528 amino acids)
Biological process (GO): proteolysis
Molecular function (GO): cysteine-type endopeptidase activity
Source: RefSeq, a predicted model, not a curated record
CUGUUGGCCUAUUUCAGUUUAAAUAUUGUAGUUAUUGGGUGGUAGUGUUGUUUUUGGUAGUAAUUUUGUUGCAUUGUUGUUGUUGUCUUGUACUGUAUUCUGAGGUUUUAUCGCAGUUGUUUUGUAAGUAGCUGUCAUUUCGUUGUGGUCACUUGGUUGAGUUGUACCUGAAAAAUGUCACUUGUGCAAGUUUGAACUACUGUCUUUUUUAUCGGACUGUUCCACGAGGCCUGUUCGUCGAGAAAUCUUCUCAACGCUUAAUCGUCCGUUUACGGAUCAUCUUGAAUCAUGUAGUUUAUUCCUAAAAAGCAUAUUGCAGGUUUUAGUAAUUUCACAUUUCUCUUUUUCAUACCAAAAACUGCAUAAAAAUUUAAAUAGCUCUCUGGUUAAUUUGUACAAAAAACUUUUUGUUUUAAAGACAAUUGCGUUCCAUUUUUGCCCAGCAUUUAAUUACUAGGUGCAAAAGUUGAUCAUUAAAAUUACAGGAUCGUGACGCAAAAUGCAUAAGACCAGAAAGACCAGCAGCGCGCUCAUCGCUAGUCAUCCCAUAAAGGACUUGGGCGUCAAGGAGGAAGAUGUGGCGAAGAUAUUCUUCCUGAGCUGCCAGCCCGUGCAUGCCGAACACAGAGAUGACAACAGUUGCGCCAUGUGCAGGCUGCUUGAAAAGUUCAAGGAGUCUUUGGAAAAGGAGAGCAUGCAGCCUUUGAUGCGGGAGUUGAAAGUGAAGACGUUACGGAUGUGCAGCCUCGAUGUGCCCCUCUUGGAGAUGCCAACUCUUGAGAGCAAUUUCGCGGACCUGGACGAUGCGAUCUCCGUUCAAGACGAAGAGCUCUUGACUUUCACGGAGGUGUUGCAGGUGGUGGGCUACCCAGUCCCAGCGCUGCUGCAAGAAAAAUUAGAAGCAGUGCUCAGUCAGAAACGUAUCCCUGCUCGCCAUACAAGAAGAUCAUCUGCUGGCAAUGAAAAUCAAUUCCUUUCCUACACAUUCAACAAAAACAUCGGCAAAAUAUGCGAGUCGUUGUCUGCAGAGGAAGUUUAUGCGUUGAGGAAAUUCAUCACACAGCAGGGCGAAACACACGAGGACAUGAAAGAGAUGGCCGAGGCGGUGUCAGUUAUCAAAAGUGUGGCAAGUUUGCAGGCGUCAAAAGCCAUGAAAGAUGCAGCCUUCUACUACAUGAUUCUUUUCAUGUUCAAAAGUGGAAACCUUACCAGCCUCUACACCCACCAACUUGAGAGUUACUUGGAAGCAGCAAGAUCGUUGCUAGAUAAAACGAAGCCUCGUGACACAGAGCACAUCACCAAAGCCAUCGGCCAACUCAAAAGAUAUCAAAUCACCAACAAGCCUCCUGGAGUCUGUAUGAUAUUCGCUAUGCUCGAAGGUCGUGAAGACGGCAGCAAGACAGACGUGGCUGACGUGAAGGCUCUCUUCGAAACUGAGUUCAAUUACGAUGUGUUGAUCAAAAUAAAUCCAUCGGUAAAAGAUGUCAAGUCACUCAUCGCAAAACUAGGGGAAUCACGAAACAUGUUCUACGACAGUCUGGUGGUGUGGUUCAUGGCUCACGGCGACAAGACUCACCUCUUUGUCAAAGACGGGCAGAUCCAUCGGCGUACCGAUCUUAUCCAGCCUUUCGUGGACAUAGAUUGGCUCAAGACUAAACCUAAGCUUUUCUUCAUCCAGGCAUGCGCGAAUAGACGCCCUAGGUCAUAUGCACAAGACAGCAGAGGAAUGCGGACAAGCACAGAUGCAGUGGCACUCGGCAUCGAUGCAGGAGAUGAGUGGAAGAAGAAGUAUUUGCCACACGCUGACUUCACCAGCGUAAACAACUUCGCCGACACGCUGGUCUGCUAUGCCACCAUGUGGUACCAGCCUGCUGCACGCAACGAAGAAGGAUCGAUGUUCAUCCAAACGCUGCUUGACGCGCUGAGGCGCAAGGGCACCGACACGUGCAUAGAGAACGUACUGCGCGAGACGACAUACCGUAUGAACUCCAUCGUGUUGCGCGACGACUCAGACAGAACAUGGAGACAGACGCCAUACUACGAGUCAUCUCUGCAGAAGGAGUUCGUCUUUCCCAAAGAGAAUUAGAAGUAGAAGAGCUUAUACUAGCGAAAAUAUCUAUGAAAAGGAAGAAGCUCUAAGACCGAAGCUCUACCUCAGACUGAAAAUAUAUUUGGAAACAGUGAUGCUGGAACGUUUGAUAAGGAAACAUUACGAAUUUGAAACUGCAAUUGAUAAAUAUGAAGUCAGACGCCAAUCGUCUGAGCAGUGCAUUGCGCUCUAGUCUUUCAGUUAUAUGCUGAAAAUCAUCGUUAUAAACUAUUUGCCUGAUUUUUCUCUUUUCGAUUGAAAAUUGUAUCCUGUGCUAAUUUUUCUCCGUUUGUUGUGCUGUAGCGGCAGGCAGUACUAGAUUGUUAUACAUCAUAUUGUCACGGAACAGUUGUGAAAACGCUCGAGUAUUUUAUAAUCAUGUUAUGCGAGUAAUAAGCUUUUAAUAUAUAAGCACCUGAAACAGUUUUCACGAAAUUUCUAAAAUUAUAUGAUUUUAAAUAGAUUCUUCAUGAGUUUUCUCUAUAUACGUAGAAUGCUAUUAUUUUGUUCAUUUUGAUUGAUGAAUUAGCGGUGAACUAAUUAAUCAAUUUUGUAGGCUAAAAAAGUUAAGUUAUUUAAUAGACGUUAUAAACAAG